CUCUAAUCAAGAACGUCGAUUAUGUAUCCGCGAAGCUUCUCUGGAUUUUGCUCGACGUUAUUACGAUCGCGAAACUUACAGAAGGAAAUCGUAAUAAUAGAUCUAACAUAACAAAAAAAAAAUCAAGCUGUAAAUGUGUAUAACGCAAGUAGCGAAAUUAUGCGAAUAUGCAAUACACAUACGAUCACGAACGGGCGAGAAACAUAAAAAGAAACCCCGAUUUCUAAGGAUUUCAUCGUACGAAUGAUAACGAUCCCACACGGAUCGAAAAAUAAUUUUCUUAGUCUCAUUAACAUUUACACGCUACUAUUAAUUUUGUUCAUUUCUCCACCACGCUCUUCUUCGCGCACCAUGUAGAUCGCAGAAUCCAUUUUCCGAUGAUAAUCGCAUACAAAAGAAAAUCAUUAAGCGUCGUUCAGUAAAAAUCGACGCGCCAACAAACUCGCAACAAACACCGAUUCAUGUUUGCCUCCCUUGUACUUGUACAUUAAUUUCUAUUUUAUAAAUAAAACUCACGAAAAACAUUCAUCCAUUCUUUUUUUUUGUUUUCAUUCACGUUUGAUAAGUAUUCGUCACGUCCCCGACGCUCCGCAACGACGAUAUUCGUUUAGUACUGGUUUUUUAAUCGAAUCAUCUUGUCGAACGAUCUCAUCGAUCUCUAGUAUGUACACAUACGUACGUACAUAUAAAAAUCACUGGUACUAUUGAUAAUGCUAUUGCGUAUAAUAUAGAACAAUAAAUUCAUAAUCUUUCAUUAUACAUAUUUGUUCACUUUUUCACGAAACGCUCGUUUCGACUAUUUUUCGAGUAAAUAUUUUAGCGGCUUACACGAGCGUGGAUUAGGUUGAAACAGAAGUCCACGGUGAAGAAACAGACAUAGUUCCGUUUAGAAUUUAAUCGUUAGAUAGUUACGAACGUCUGGAAACUCGUGUACGCAUUACGAAGUAUUUAAAUAUCCGACGAUCCGGAUUUAGUACGUAGUUCCGCAAUAUUUAGCAUUCGUUUUGUCAUGAUAGAGGAAACAAACGAUGAAAUUUCGAAAAUUUGAAUUUAUUGCCGGCACUAUUGCAUAUUGUACGAGUUCCACGUCCUGUAAUUCAUACUCGUAGUAGAUUUUUAAACGAAACGUAGGUUUUUAAACACGAACGGUAAGACUCGCGUAAUUACUAAUUGUAAAUAAUUACAAAGGAAUUGGGAAUGUAAUGACUUCGGAAUAGAUGUUUAUACUUGUAACAUUCUUCCAACCGACUUGGCUAAAUGUAUGGAAGGAGUGAAGAACUUUUUAUUAAUAAAUAAAGUCGUUCCUCUGAAUCGUUGUUCUUCAAGUUAUGGUUAAUUAAUGGUAGGUAGUGAUAUUAAGCGAAAACAUAUAUUAUAUAAAUAUAAAAAUAUGUAUAUACAUAUAUAUAUCAUUUUCUUCAACCAUUUUAAAAUGAAAAUACAGGUCUUCCUUUGAAAGAAAUGAAAAAAAUGUUACGAUACUUUAAAGUCGUUACGGACGCUAAUGUAAGUGGUGUGCAACAAGUACAGUAAGAUUCCUGGGAGACCCAGGAAGAGACACGGGUAUUUAGUGGUUCGGGAACGACGUUGGUUUCACGCUCGAAGGAAAUUAAUUCCGACGAUGGUCGCGGGUUAUCGCGUAAUCAACACCUCCUUUUAAUCAAUUAAGCUCGGCGGUCUAGCGACGAGGUACACGAGACACGAGCCUCGUCCCUGAGGAACGCAUCACGCUACUCCCAAGUGUUUGUUACCCGUCCGAGAAGACUCCGCCUUUUGGCACGGGACCCAAAGGAAGAGGAUGCAGUUAGCAUCCCGUGAACCCAAGUUAGCCGAGCGUGGGUGUCCGCGUAGGAGGAUCUUCGUGAAACCCCUCCUUCCUCGUGAAAGGUUUCCCUUCCUCUCGAUCCUCCUCUCCAAUGUUUCUCGAUCGGUCACCUCGGUGGAGAGGAAACCUCAGGAAAGAAGAGGAGGAGAUUUCCGUAAAAAGAGAGAGGGAGGGAAUACAUCGGAGAAUGAUGUCUCGAUGAUAAGCCGCGAGGUGUAGUCGACUCGGGGGAGUUCUUUCUGAUUCAUCCGAUGUCGCGUUCACGCCGCCGACGACUUUAAGCCCUUGUCAGCGUCCGGAUCUCGAGGUGAAGACAAGUCCUGUUGACGAGAGGUGUGAGAGCCCGUCGACGAUGUCGAGCAUCCUCUGAUAGUCGCCCCAGGAUCUCGAAUCUCGUUGAUUGCCUCGAACCGCUUAACGACCAGCCACGAAAGAUAACCGUCCUUCGGGACAUGCUCGCCAAUUUCUUUUUCCUUCUGUUUCAACGUCGACAAACCUUGUCCCAGUUUCCGCGUGACAUCCACCGAUUGUUUUUUGCGGACCAAAUUUUCGACGAGACGGAAAAAAGAUUAAACAGAAAGCAGAGAAUCAAGUGCCAGGCUGUAACGUGUGUUUCUUGUUGUUAAACGUGACGGUGACUGUGAUCGAAGGGUGGAAUCGAUCGAAAUUUUCAAAGGAAGCCUUACAUUGUACAAUACGGUUGCAUUAUGCACGAAACAGUGGUGAUUGCGAUUUGGUUCUGAAGACUGCAGAGAAUCGAGUCGAAUUUUUACGAAGGAUCGUAUUAAAUUUACCCUUCAGUUUCGGUUCAAGUUGUGCUUUGGAGUGAAUGAUAAAGAGUGUUCAAGUUCAAAGGUAUAUGGUGAAUUUGUGAGAAAAAAGAAAGUGAUUCGGUUGUCGAUGUUGCCAGAGGACCAGUAAGGAUGCAACAGCAACACGAGCCACGGCACGAUAUCACCGCUGAUUGCUGCUAUCAGCAAUGGGCUCCCCAUCAUCAGACUCACCAUUCUGCUCAGCCCAUGACGAGCGUUCCAUCCCCAAUGCAACAGAUGGAAGCGUGUUUGCAGACCGCGGGAAGGGUGAAACGAUCCCGUAGCCCCAACUUACCGAAAACCUCGCUAACACAGCGCGUCGCUAAUUCGUCGAUUUCCACGACAACUCCCACAGAAUCUCGCAACGAUAGCAACAACAACAAUCGUCAUUACGGUGACCACCAUCCCAGAGAGAAUGGCGCGAGUUUGACGGAAGAAUCUGGCUCCAAGAGGCCUCUACAUUCCGCUCUGGUUGGUGCCGGCGCUGCUCUCGAAGCGAAACCACUAUGGGAAGAAUUCCAUCAAUUAGGAACAGAAAUGAUCGUCACAAAAGCUGGAAGAAGAAUGUUCCCUACCUUCCAGUGUCGUUUUUUUGGGUUAGACCCCAACACGGAUUACCUGCUGGUGAUGGACUUCGUACCCUGCGACGACAAGAGGUAUCGAUACGCUUUUCACAGCAGCGCCUGGGUAGUGGCUGGUCGCGCGGAUCCAAUCUCGCCUCCGAGGAUUCACGUGCAUCCUGACAGUCCUGCGAGUGGCGCUCAUUGGAUGAAGCAACCCGUUUCGUUCGACAAACUGAAGCUCACGAACAAUCAACUCGACGACAACGGACACAUAAUCUUAAACUCUAUGCAUCGGUACCAACCAAGGUGCCACGUGGUGGUCGCGCCCUCGCCGCCAGGUUCUGGCCCCGAUCCUCGCACGGAGAACUUCAAAACCUUCACCUUCCCCGAGACGAGAUUCACCGCUGUAACCGCCUACCAGAAUCAUCGCAUCACGCAACUGAAGAUCGCCAGCAAUCCGUUCGCCAAAGGGUUCAGAGACUGCGAAUCGGACGAGUGCGACUCCGUUACAGUUUCCAGUAUGCAGAAUCCUGCGAAGAGGCCCGCGACCGGAAGCACCGGCGUACUCUCGUCGAGUAGUUACGUGAACGCGAUACCAACGGUCCAGAUCCCUGGUAUAUCUAGUCAGGAUCAUCAUCAAUUUUACGGAGCUGCCGCUGCUGGACCUUGGGCUUAUCCCGCGCACCAUGGUCAACCUGCGGCGCAUAUGAAUUCUGUUCAUUAUCCAACGCAUCCUCAUCAUGCGCAUCCCUCGGGAGCGUCGUUGUACGGGCCACGAUAAUUCGGAGUUGCGAGGAACGUCAUUCGAAAUGAACACAGCGAUCUUUUUUAUAUUCUGCAGAUUGUAGAGCACUGAAAAAUAUUAAACAUAUUUUGAUAUGCGUAUUAGAGAAGACUACCCUUGAGUACAUCAACAGGUGUAGGAAUUGGAAAACUCAUUGUUGAUUGUUUGGAAAGAAUGGAAGUUGUACGGUGGACUAAGCAAACGUUCUUUCCAGCAGCAUAUCGUAGAACGUGCGAUGAACGAGUGUCGCGAAUCGUGCCUUAUCGAGAGAGUAAUUGCAGAGAAAGUUUGUGAAAACUAUACCAAAGAUAGUACUAGCUUUAAGUAUGUAAUAUACAGUAACUUGAAUUAUAUUCGUAUCCAGUGUCUUUAUACAUACGUAAGAUAAAAAGAAGCAGCGAGCCAAAUGUAACGAUAACGCAAUCGAUGAUCUACUUUGAUCAAUUUUUCCUAAGAUCUUUCGGUGAACUGUUACUCUGCCUUCGUAGCGUGUAGUAUUUAUUCAAAAAUCAUUUAUUCUUAAUAAAUCAUCGUACUCGUAAACAAGGUACCGGUGACGUUCAUCGAAAACAUAUUUAUUAAAUGAUAAUUUACCGAAGGAUCUUGAAAAGGUGAAAGAGAAUAAAAUAUGUAAUUCGAUUCGAUAUAAUUUCGAUAUCUCGAGCGUCGGCCUAGAUAAAAAUUCCGCCGAUUCCUGGCGUGAUUAGUACCGUCGCUGUUCGCGACGAUCGAACCACGCGAUACAAAUCGGUUGUUGGUGUCGUAGGUCCGUAGCUCGACGGUCGAAAAAGAAAGUGCCUUUUGUAGGAGCAAAGUGCAUCUAUUUAUACAGGGUGUCUGAAAUGCCAAACGGGCCUAAAACGCUCUCGAGCCAAGUCGGGAAAGUAAACGCACCGUGACAACCCAUGAGAGAGCUUGGUCGCUAAGUGCCUUAAUAAAUUAUUCUCCAAGUAUCGUGUGCCAUUGUAUCUCGAAAUUUUUUUCCCCCUCGAAUGUUCUCUUUCCUCGAGAAUCCGCUAAUAUUAAGAAACUCAAGAGCGCUCUGCGUGCGCAACGGUCCUGUACGUAUUCGAAAAAAAAAAGAGAAGUGUAUGAAAUAAAUGUCAACGUGACAUCGAGCACUCGAGUUCAAGACCAUUUCUUUUACCGCUUCUCGCGACCUCCUCUUUCCUUUAUCUUCAAUUCUACCCCUACAUUUAGUCAUAUUUCAUACAAAAAUCCAAAAGCUUUUCCGUUUAACUUCUACGUAUACUCUAAGUCGGCGAAGUCGUUGGCAGAAAACGUCACGGAGUGCAUACGCCAAAUCGUCGAACAACAUUUUGGUAGACGAGCACGGCGCGCGCGGUGGUUUAACACCGAUACUGUUAAAAACGACACGCUAAUGCCAACGAAGCGACACGGAACGCGAGCGUCUGACGCGACGCAAGGCGACACGACGCUGUCGGUUUCCACGCAUAGAAAAACGGAUGGACCGACGUGGCCCGUGAUUGAUGGCCAUGCGAAGCAACCCGUUGUGUAAACAUAUUACAAACGUAUCCUUAAUGACUCUCGGUGAAUAUCUCCCACUUGCAUCCACCGAAACGUUUUGUAGUCGCGAGUGAGUGAGCUACGCCCGAUGUCGCAAACAACGGAAAUAACAAAAAAGGAAACGCUUGGAUCAAAGCGAUUAAAAUGACCGUACACGUUUAAAUUAGAUUUGCGCUUAUUUCGGUACGGUCUCGCGACUCCCAACACGAGUUUAAACAAAGCGAAUCGUGGACGAAUAAUUGAUGUUUAAAAUGCGGGCGAAUGCAAUGCCUAAUCUAUUCGAUACUUAUCAGUUAAAGGCUCUGUUUCUGUACGGAGUACAUUGUCCUAGCUUCCGUCUCCUCGAUACCUCCUGAUUUUAUACAAGGCUUGAUAGAAAUCAAUAGGGACCCUUUAAAAAUUCUUUCUAUUAAGGGGGUUCGUGAAAAGAUACAAAGAAAUGCCAGGGAUAGAAGAAGCGAAGAGGAAAAAGAGAAAGAAUAAGAAAUCUCGUGUUUCGAGAGAACCGGUGCGAGUGCAGACUUUUCGUCUACAGAGAGACCGCGCUUAUCGGUGACGCGUGACGGCGCCGGCAAUAAAAAGCGACCGUCGGCCUAUCUUCGCUCAUUCUUUCAUCUUCCUCGUAGGUGCCAGGCAGGCUCAGCCCUGUAGAAGUCAACCCUCGACAGGGUUAGGUGACCCCGCGCUGCUGGUGGCAAUUCUGUUCGCGAGAACCAGCUGCCCUCAAAGCCAACUCUUUAAAACCUCCGAAGACCCAUUUUCUCGAUAAAUGGAACACCGACGGCGUUACGAUGUAUGUAUAUCGCGUACAAGCCAACUGACGGAACGUUCGAUUGCUCGAUCGCUCCCUUCCAAAGAUCCAGAUACUGGUCGAGAAUAAACUGUGUUUAUUGAGAGAUCGAGGGCCUGAAACGUGCCUGGGAAAACCUUUUCAAGUGGUCUCAUUCGGCGCGAGAAGACAGUGGGGUCUCACUAAAUAACCAUACGUUUCGACCUUGCAUUCGCUGUGAAAUCUUUGGGGGGUCCGAGGACCUCCAAAGAAGUGACAAAUUUCGGUCACUUUUUCGUCGUUCCACGCAUUCUUUUGGCCAUUAAAAAUUCGAUGUCUCUCGGAAAAAGUUCCACGAAGACAAACGUGCCGGUUUUAUUAUCGAGUUCGAAUAAUCUAACAACGAUAAGUACAACGUAGGUCGCAUUAAACGGCCAGUGAAAUCGGAAGCGAGGAGAAAUAAAAUGAUAGAUGGCGUUCCAAGAAAGACAAGCGCUCGAUAAAUCUCUCUAAUUUUCCGGUAGUGGCUCGUUGGUCGCGGAUCAAAGACCGACAAAUGAAUCGCUCGGUAGAUGAAAGGAAAAAAACCGUGAAGAGAAAUGGAGGAAAAAGAAGGAAAGUGCAAGCGACCGUGCGUGCAUCCGUAAACCGAAACAUUUCGGGGGAUGUGGAGGGUAAAGUGUUGCGUUAUCCCACGGACCAUGAAUCCGUCAUCGCUAGCUACCAGAGGAAAUACCGCUGGGUAUACGGUGCGACGACUGCUGGAGCUUUUAUAGUUUUCACGCUGUUUGAUACAACCAAACGGUUUUUGAACCUUCGACCAGAACACCUUCUUCUCACCGAUCGAAACGGCGUACAGCAAUGUUUCUCGAGUUGUCAUUCGUUUUUCUCCACGAAACGUUCCGAUAAAUGUGUCAUAAAUGUUUCUCGUCCGAGUUAAACAUCGAUAUCUCUUGAAAACUUGAAAAGAAUUACUGUACACCACGGAUUUCAACUUUUCAAAUGGCGAACAAAUGAGAUGAACGGAACGGUUUAAACGCAACGGUUUAAAGAACGAGAGAAUCGGGUACGUAGAUACGAAGUAUGAGUUAUAAAGAAACGAAGCAACCGCCAUUUCGCAGCGUCGUUAAAAGAAUUGUCAAUUUCCUGACCCGGUAGGAGAAACGAACAGCUUUCCAGAAUCGGUAACGUUUUUGUAAAAAAAAAAAAAGAAAA
Messenger RNA from Hylaeus anthracinus, 7495 nucleotides. Its product is annotated as T-box transcription factor TBX10. Gene Ontology annotation, molecular function: DNA-binding transcription factor activity, RNA polymerase II-specific; RNA polymerase II cis-regulatory region sequence-specific DNA binding. The transcript has 4 exons. Gene Ontology annotation, cellular component: nucleus. NCBI's taxonomy places the organism in Eukaryota, Metazoa, Arthropoda, Insecta, Hymenoptera, Colletidae. The coding region runs from base 2749 to 3981 and encodes 410 amino acids. Gene Ontology annotation, biological process: cell fate specification; positive regulation of DNA-templated transcription; regulation of transcription by RNA polymerase II. The record is from RefSeq and is a predicted model, not a curated record.